ACCUUCACUGAUGGAUGAUCUCUGUGAAGCAAAUGGCACUUUUGCUAUCAACUUAUUAAAACUGCUAGGUGAGAAGGACAACCUGCGAAACGUGUUCUUCUCUCCUCUGAGCCUCUCCUCUGCCCUGACCAUGGUCUUAAUGGGGGCCAAAGGAAACACUGCGGCGCAGAUGUCCCAGGCACUUUGUUUGAACAAAGGUGGAGAUAUUCACCAAGGAUUCCAGUCACUUCUCAUGGAAUUGAACAAAUCUGGCCCUCAGUACUUGCUCAGAACUGCCAACAGACUCUUUGGGGAAAAGACAUGUGAUUUCCUGCCAGCUUUUAAGGAAUCCUGCCAGAAGUUCUAUCAGGCAGACCUGGAGGAACUGAACUUUUCUAAAGACACUGAAGAAUGCAGGAAACACGUAAAUGACUGGGUGACGGAGAAGACUGAAGGUGAGAGAUUUUCAUUUCAGGAGAUGUGGUAUGUAUUUCUGGUGUAUCUGUGGGGAGGAAGGCGAUCUCCGCGUCUUACUCUUCCGCCAUCUUCAAGGUCCCCCCUAAUGUUGUAUUCUUAUUAGGAGAAGAAGACAGUGCAGAUGAUGUUUAAGCAAGCUAAACUGAAAAUGGGGUAUGUGGAGGAGGUGCACGCCCAGGUCCUGGAGCUGCCCUACGUGGAGGGGGUGCUGAGUAUGCUCAUUUUACUGCCUGAUGACAACACAGAUCUCGCUGUGGUGGAAAAGGCACUUACAUAUGAGAAGUUCAGAGCCUGGACAAAUCCAGAAAAGCUGACUAAGGAUAAAGUUCAAGUUUUUCUUCCCAGAUUAAAGCUGGAGGAGAAUUAUGACUUGGAGGCUUUUCUUCGAAAUUUAGGAAUGACUGAUGCUUUUGAGGAAGCCAAGGCCGACUUUUCUGGAAUGUCAGCCAAGAAGAACGUGCCCAUGUCCAAAGUCGUGCACAAGUGCUUUGUAGAGGUCAACGAGGAGGGCACGGAGGCAGCUGCGGCCACCGCGGUGGUCAGGAACUCCCUGUGCAGCAGAACUGAGCCAAGAUUUUGUGCAGACCACCCUUUCCUUUUCUUCAUCAGGCACCAUGAAACCAACAGCAUUUUGUUCUGUGGCAAGUUCUCUUCUCCAUAAAGAGCUGCAGUCGUUGUACGUCACUCUGCCUACCCUGCCUUACUUCAAAUUCCCUGUGACCAAAUUGAUGUGGUGGUUUGAAUGCCAAAAUAAAGUGUAAUUAUGAUAACAGGA
Messenger RNA from Delphinapterus leucas (beluga whale), 1231 nucleotides. The record is from RefSeq and is a predicted model, not a curated record. Lineage: Eukaryota; Metazoa; Chordata; Mammalia; Artiodactyla; Monodontidae.